This is a messenger RNA of Moneuplotes crassus, 1027 nucleotides long. The record is from the annotation of a GenBank genome assembly. Lineage: Eukaryota; Ciliophora; Spirotrichea; Euplotida; Euplotidae.
CUUCCUUUUCUCUUUAUAAAUAUUUAAAUAGACAGAGAGGUAUGAAUGCGGGAAGACCCUCUUGUGCCUUUCCAGAAAUUCGGACAAGGCGACAUGACAAAGGCACGAAACCAAAGAUUAUUUUCUGGAAUUAUUCAGAGCACGAAGUGCAGAUAAUAGUGAGCGUAAAAAAUCAUGAAAAUAUUGGAAAUGUCAUGGUUGAUAAUAAUCCAUAUGUUUAAGACAAUACUCAACAUACCUGAUGGCAUUAAUGGAAACUGGAAGUGGGAUACUUAUCAAGAAGGAAUUAUGAGACCACUGAAUAGAGUUGAUAUCAAGGCUGAAGGCUCGCAUUACGACUCCACUCACAGCUAUAGUACAAACUCAGACACUUUACUUUUUGCUUCUCAGAACCAGGUAAAUGAGAUCUGAAGAGAGAAUGAAGAUCUAAAGAUCAAAAUUGAAACCCUGAAAUAAUGAAAAUAAGAAUAUUCGUGAACAAAAAGAUCAAAUCUUGAAGACAUGGAAUGAAGAGUGAAAUGAGAAUAUAAAAUUAAAGCAGAAAAUAAAUACCUUACUCCAGUCUUCAUACAAGCUUUCGCCUACUGUGAAGGCUACCCCACUGAGUCAUGUAGAAAAUAUAGCUCCUGCUGUUAACUCUAAAUGUACAUGAACGCCUCUUUCUGUUUCAUUAUCUUCAGUGAACCAGUCAUUGUUUAUGGAUUUAUUAUCGAAGCUUCAUGAUGCAUUAUGAUGACCAUUGUCGCAGACACUGCUAGAGACACCAGUAAUAACCCCUCUUGGGGAUACCUUUUCAAAGGAAUCGUUUAAGAACCAUAUAAUAAGCAAAGGGUGAAAAGAUAUGGACAAGCCAGAUACAUUUCUGGCCAGCUUUACCCAGAAUUAUCUAUCAGAUUCAAAUGUAACUUUCCGGCAUCCUUUUGUCAGACUAAAAUUGGCAGCAUCACAGAUUUAUCCUAACAAAGUGAUUAAUGAAAUCCUGAAAAUUUAUAACGAAUACUGAGAAGUAGGAAAUAUGAAGGUAUAA